Messenger RNA from Habropoda laboriosa, 3123 nucleotides. It is a transcript of the gene eag, whose product is annotated as potassium voltage-gated channel protein eag. NCBI's taxonomy places the organism in Eukaryota, Metazoa, Arthropoda, Insecta, Hymenoptera, Apidae. The coding region runs from base 1 to 3123 and encodes 1040 amino acids. The transcript has 13 exons. Gene Ontology annotation, molecular function: voltage-gated potassium channel activity. Gene Ontology annotation, cellular component: membrane. Gene Ontology annotation, biological process: potassium ion transmembrane transport; regulation of membrane potential. The record is from RefSeq and is a predicted model, not a curated record.
AUGAUCAACGCGUUUUUCUUUUUUCUGUUCACAGCUGAUAGCAGUUUUCUCCUGGCGAACGCUCAGAUCGUCGACUUCCCUAUUGUCUAUUGCAACGAAAGCUUUUGCAAAAUCUCUGGUUAUAAUCGUGCCGAGGUUAUGCAAAAGUCCUGCCGCUGCGGAUUCAUGUACGGGGAGUUGACGGACAAAGAGACGAUCGCCAGGAUCGAGGAAUGCCUCGAGGGCCAGAUUCACGAUCAAUUCGAGAUCCUGCUGUACAAGAAGAACAAAACACCAUUAUGGCUGCUUCUUCAAAUAGCGCCAAUAAAAAACGAACGGGACCUGGUGGUCCUGUUCCUGUUGACCUUCCGGGACAUCACUGCCCUGAAGCAGCCAAUCGAGACGGACGACAGCAAGGGUGGUCUCUCGAAGUUCGCCAAACUGGCCAGAUCGGUCACCAGGUCCAGAUCCGUUCUUGUCUCACAGUUCAGCUCCCAUCUGCCCGCUCUAAAGGAUUCCGCGUUGCCAACCACCGCGAAGCAAUCACACUUAGCUCAUAUGAUGUCGUUAAGCGGCGAUGUGAUGCCACAGUACAGGCAGGAGGCGCCAAAGACACCGCCGCACAUUUUGUUACAUUACUGCGCGUUCAAGGCGAUCUGGGAUUGGAUCAUUUUGUGUUUGACCUUUUACACAGCCAUCAUGGUGCCCUACAACGUCGCGUUCAAGAACAAGACCAGCGAGGACGUGUCUCUGCUGGUCGUCGACAGCAUCGUCGACGUCAUAUUCUUCAUCGACAUUGUCCUUAACUUCCACACCACGUUCGUUGGUCCUGGUGGCGAGGUGGUGUCUGACCCGAAGGUGAUCAGAAUGAACUACCUAAAGUCAUGGUUCAUAAUCGACCUGUUCAGCUGUUUGCCUUACGACGUUUUCAACGCGUUCGACCAUGAUGAAGAUGGCAUAGGGAGUUUGUUCUCAGCGUUGAAAGUGGUGCGUCUGCUCCGUCUUGGUCGUGUUGUACGAAAACUAGACCGGUAUCUGGAGUAUGGAGCCGCGAUGCUCAUUCUACUGCUCUGUUUCUACAUGUUGGUUGCUCACUGGCUGGCCUGUGUCUGGUACGUCACUUUAAGGUACUCGAUAGGAAGGUCUGACGCGGACAACGGGGUGCAGUAUUCCUGGUUGUGGAAACUGGCGAACGUGACACAGUCACCGUACAGCUAUCUAUGGACCAAUACCAGCACCGCACCGGAACUGGUGGCUGGUCCAUCCAGGAGGACCAUGUACGUCACCGCGUUAUACUUCACUAUGACCUGUAUGACGUCUGUAGGCUUUGGAAACGUCGCUGCUGAGACUGACAAUGAGAAGAUUUUUACCAUCUGCAUGAUGAUCAUCGCUGCCCUGUUGUAUGCCACAAUCUUUGGUCACGUGACCACGAUAAUCCAGCAGAUGACGUCUGCGACGGCCAAAUACCACGACAUGCUGAACAACGUGAGAGAAUUCAUGAAACUACACGAGGUACCAAAGGCGCUUAGCGAGCGAGUGAUGGACUACGUGGUGAGCACCUGGGCGAUGACCAAGGGCCUAGACACAGACAAGGUACUCAACUACUGCCCCAAGGACAUGAAGGCAGACAUCUGCGUGCAUCUUAACAGGAAGGUCUUCAACGAACACCCUGCAUUCAGGUUGGCCUCCGAUGGUUGCCUGCGUGCCCUCGCGAUGCACUUCACGAUGUCCCACAGUGCACCGGGCGACCUGUUAUAUCAUACAGGCGAAUCCAUCGACUCUUUGUGUUUCAUCGUGACUGGAAGUCUUGAGGUUAUCCAGGACGACGAGGUGGUUGCAAUUCUAGGCAAGGGUGACGUGUUCGGUGACAGCUUCUGGACAAAUCCAUCCGUCGGACAAAGUGCUGCUAACGUACGAGCUUUAACCUAUUGUGAUCUGCACACGAUCAAGAGAGAUCGAUUGUUGGAGGUGCUGGAGUUUUAUCAGGCUUUCGCCAACUCCUUCGCCAGGAAUCUUGUAUUGACUUACAACCUUAGCCAUCGGCUGAUUUUCCGGAAGGUGGCCGAUGUCCGACGGGAGAAGGAACUAGCUGAAAGGAGGAAAAACGAGCCGCAGCUAGAUCAGGCGCAGGAUCAUCAAAUAUCUCUUAUUCUAUUCAGGUUUCGCAGGGAGAGACACACUGCCGACGUGGAGAAAGGGGAUGGAAAGGAUGGAAAGGAGGGUAAAGAGGGUGAGUCGUCACACACCAGGAAACUCUCCACCACGGAGGAGAACACUGCCGUCAAAGGACGACCUGGCAAGUGGGGACGACUUUUAGGUAGCUCCAGCCUGGACUCAGGAAGCGAGACAGGUACAGGCGUGGACACGUUCAAAAGAUCCCUGAGCGCGCGGGAUGCGCGACCCAGCUCCAGCGCAAGUAGUAAUAAAGUGUUCCCCAAGUUUGGUAAGCUCACGGGUACCAUUGAGGAGUCUGGCGACACAGAGAUCGCGAAAGAAACGCAACAGCAGCAACAACAGAGUACCACAGACUCGAAACAGUUACAGCUACGACGUCUGGAGAGCUAUGACGAUGGACUGAUCACCACACAGCCAAGCCAUGAUCGAGAAAUCCUGGCUGCGGUAUUGGAAGUGAAGGUGGAUUUGAAGCUAGAAGUGCAACGAGUAAGUGAACAGAAAGUAUCCAUAGCCACCACAUCCACAUCAACAGGAGGCAGUGAAGGGUAUAGAGAACAAGGAACCAUCACAGAGCGUAGUUCCAAGCCCCAGGAACACCAUCAUCAUCACCAUCACCAUCAUCAGUCUCAGCAGUCUGAUAGAUUGAAAGAUAGCAGCGAUUACAAGAGUUCUUCAAGGGAGGUGAGCAAAGAAUUAUUGGAGAGACUAGCUCAAGCGACCACUUCAAGGGGAGAUGACACUACACCACUUGGACCUUUAAUUCUGAGGAAAAGAAGAAGUAAAUCAAGAAAUAAAGGAGCUGCACCAUUAGCACCAUUAGCUACACAGCCUAUGAGUCCAUCAGAGGCGACAGAAACCACACAGAUGCUGGAGUGCACCGAUGAUAGGGAGCAGAGCACCACUGCUGCAGAAAGAAGUGAGAGGUCUGAUAGGAAGAGGCCUCCACCUAGGCCUAGGGAGUAUUUGUGA